Molecule: messenger RNA, 1641 nt
Organism: Pyricularia oryzae 70-15
Lineage: Eukaryota; Fungi; Ascomycota; Sordariomycetes; Magnaporthales; Pyriculariaceae
Product: cobW domain-containing protein
Exons: 4
Coding region: 1-1641 (546 amino acids)
Source: RefSeq, a predicted model, not a curated record
AUGGCCGUGACAGUAUCAAGGGCCUCGGAGCCAACACCGAUGGUCCGAAAAGAUUCAGCGGUGGAUCUUGGUAGCCCAACACCCCUCCCCGUUACUCUCCUCUCUGGCUUCCUCGGCAGUGGGAAGACGACCCUCCUACAGCACAUUCUCCGCAGCGACCAUGGCCUACGCAUCGCCGUGAUCGUCAACGACAUUGGAGCAGUCAACGUCGACGCCAACCUCAUCAACCACCACGUCACCCAGACCACCGAAAAGGUCAUCGCGCUCCAGAACGGCUGCAUCUGCUGCACGCUGCGCGGCGACCUGCUCGAGGAGCUCGUGCGGCUGUCGGAGCUGCACACGUUCGACUACGUCAUCGUCGAGAGCAGCGGCAUCAGCGAGCCCGAGCAGGUCGCCGAGACGUUCGACUCCAAGCUGGCCGAGACCAUGGGCGCCCUCGGCGACGGCAGCGCUGGUGCCGAGGGUGCCCUGGACGAGGCGAUGCAGGCCGUGCUCAAGAAGCUCGCCGACGCGGGGGGCGUGGGCAGCUUCGCCAGGCUGGACACGACCGUCACGGUCAUUGACGCCUUCACCAUCAUGAACGACUUUCACACCGACCAGCUGCUGUCGAGCCGGCGGGGGGAUGUCGGGCCUGAGGACGAGAGGACCGUCUCGGAUUUGAUGGUUGAUCAGAUUGAGUUUGCGGAUGUGAUUGUGCUGAACAAGACGGACAUGGUUGAUCGUGCUACCAAGCAACGGGUCAUUGACUUGAUCACCAAGCUCAACCACCGAGCCAAGGUCAUUGAAACCUCUCACGGCAAGGUCGACGUCAAGGCAAUUGUCAACACGGGACUGUUUGAUCUCGAGCAUGCACAGACUGGCUACGGCUGGUUACAAGAUUUGCAUGAGCUGACUUUACGAGAGGUCAACGGUCGCAAGACCAUCACCCCCAAACCAGAGACGGAAGAGUACAACGUCCGCAAUUUUGUGUACCGGCGCCAACGCCCCUUCCACCCACUCCGGCUGUACAAGCUGCUGUUUGACAAGUUCAUCCUGCAGCUUGAGCACCCGGAAGAGGAUGACGAUCAGGACGAAGAAGAGGACGAAGAAGAAGACGAAGACGACGAGUGGGAGGAGGCAAACAGCGACCAAGAGGAGCAAGAAGCAGACCCCCUCGACGCACCCUCCAACGAGGCCAUCCUCGCCAACAAGCGCGCAUCCCCCCUCUUUGCGCGCCUCUUCCGCUCCAAGGGCGAGUUCUUCCUGGCGACGCGCCCGCACCGGGCCGGCGAGUGGUCGCAGGCGGGCGCGAUGCUGACCAUGACGGGCGGGCGGCCGUGGUUCGCCACGCUGCCCGAGUCCGAGUACCUGACCGGCAACGCCGACAUUGACGCCCUCGUCAUGCACGACCUCGAGUCCGGCGGCGAGUGGGGCGACAGGAGGCAGGAGCUCGUCUUCAUAGGGGAGAAGCUCGACAUCCCGGCGCUGGAGCGCGUGUUGGACGCGUGUCUGUUGACCGACGAGGAGUGGAAAAAGUGGCAAAAGGUCAUGCGCAGCGGCGUCUUGAGUCCGCAGGGCAAGAUGGAGAGGUUGGCGCGCUUGUUUGACGAUGGCUUCCCCGACUGGCCCGAGGAUGAGGGCCACGAGGGGCAUGGGCACUGA